AUGGGUCUCUUCAAGUCUGCGACUAUAACCCUCCUCGCCGUUGGAGCUCACGCUCUUCCCCAGGCCGUGACUCCAACAGCUGAUGCCCCGGCGGCAGCAGAAACAUACACCGCGAAUCCCAACAUCGGCCCUGGCGGCUCCAACUUCAAGGACUCGGCGCACUUCCGCAUCUACGCCGGUUCCGCCGAUGCAACUGCCCAAGCAAUUGAUAUGCUCGAAGCAGCAUAUGAGUGCUUCGUCGGAACGCUGAAAUGGCGAUCUCCCGGUCUUUCGUUCAACGAUGAAGCUGAUACUGGUCCUCGGUACAAGACUAAUGUCUACAGUGUUGGUGAUUUGUCCAAUGCGGCGGGUGUGAUGCACAGUGAUCAAGCAACGGGCAUGGCGUAUCUUGAGGUCGUUGAUCAGUAUCUUGCUGUUCCAGGCGUUACUGUUCAUGAGUACGGACAUGGAAUGCAUUAUCAUCAAAAAGCUUGGGUUGACCAGGGUCGAACCGGUGCUUGGUGGGAGACUCUCGCCAACUGGGUCGCUGAUACGUACAAGACCUCCGAUAUCUGCGCCCCCGCCCGAAAGAACCAUAAUCAGGAGACUUCACCUACUGAGAUCGAGCUUAAGAAGGUCCUCGGUGACUCUCACCAGGUUAUUGUCGAUGGAUCUGUCGAUACUGGUAAUUACUACCAAGCUUGGCCUUUCCUUGCUUACUUGACCUAUAACCCCGAUGAUUUCGCUGGUCUGGGUCAAGAUACCAUUCGACAGCUUCAGUUGCAGUACGAGAAGGAUAGCAACGAGACUCCUCUUCACACUCUUGCUCGCGUUUCGCAAAACGCUACAGUUGGCGACAUCGUCGGUCGCUACUGGGCUCGCAUGGCCUACGUCGACAUCGGCCAUCCUACCGCCCAAGAGGUCUUCUUCCAGCAACGUGCAGAGAUCAGCUUCGCCAACAUGGAAGCUGCCGGUACUGGAUCUUACAAGCCCAAGGCUGAUCGUCAACCUCGCUACAUGGGUGCCAACAUCAUCCCUCUCCAAGUCACUGGUACCCAACUCGAGGUCAAGGUUUCUGCCGAUGCUGAGUUCGUCGCCACUGUUGCUAUCUACCGCAAGGGCGGCGAGUCUUCUUACGUUACGCUAAAGGAUGGAGCUGGUACUGUUUCCGUUCAAGCUGGCGAGGAUGUUAGUGUUGUUGUUGCCAAUGCUCCUGCUAAGCCUAUUCUGUAUGAUGGCUUUAACCUCAGCCCCGAGGUUUCUAAGGGUCUUGAUUAUACUAUUAGCAUUACCGGUGCUACUGUUAAUGCCUGA
Messenger RNA from Fusarium redolens, 1293 nucleotides. RefSeq lists its product as uncharacterized. The record is from RefSeq and is a predicted model, not a curated record. NCBI's taxonomy places the organism in Eukaryota, Fungi, Ascomycota, Sordariomycetes, Hypocreales, Nectriaceae. The transcript has a single exon. Bases 1 to 1293 code for a protein of 430 amino acids.